CCUAUGUCUACAAUUAUCUGUUGCAUCGAUUGUGUAGGUACAAACCACAUAUGUAGCUUAUGCAGUUUCAAUCAAGAUAAUAACACAUAGAAAAUUGAACACUCGUUCGUGUCUCUAUGAAGAUUAUUAUCGUUUAAUUCUGCAUCUCACCCUCACAACUUCCCUAUCAUUCUAGAUAACGGCUGUCGCAUACUAUCCAUCUUAUCAUGGAAAAUCUCAUCAAAUCAUCCAUACGGGUACAGCGUCAAAUAGAUAAUGUCGAGGACCUCAGCAAAUCGUUUCCCGACCUAGAGGCGUUAGCCUUGUCCAACCCAUCAUCGAUCACAGAUGAGGACAAGCGACGUGUCCUCGACUUCCCGGAGUCCGAGAUGCAAGCCACAAACAUCGCAGCCACCACCUCGCUAUCGAAAAAGGCGCUGCUGCAGCAGGCGGCGGAAUUGCCAGAUCUUCUCACCCAGGCCGAAGUGGAUCUACUGAAGAACCGCUACUGGCUCGAUCUCAGCCGGGCUGAAUCGGGGGCUCGUUCGAAGGCUGGAGCGGCACUAGUCGCCGUCUCCCAGGCACACUUCGAUGAUAUCACAUCACGGCUAAGCAAGAUGCGAGAACCGCUGUACGAGGAGAAUGAAGGCCAGGCUAUCGCGAACGCCGAGGACCAAGCCUUGCAGCGGCUAAUCGCAUUCGCGAUGGGGCCGCAAGAUGCUGCACAGGCCGUACUUGCUAAGGCGAGACCAUGGGUGAGGAAGCUAUGGGAUGAGAUAAAAGAUGAGCCCCAGAGAAGGUGGGGUUACCCCGUCUUCGUCGAGCCGGGCUACGAGCAGAUGGAUGAUUACCUUUCCCGCAGAGACGCGGUGCUGUUCCAUGCCAGAGGAGCGAUUUGCUGUGGGGAUACGAUGGGUGCGAGAUGGAAGCUGCAAAAAAUGGAUUGGCCUGUCGUCGGAAAGAAGAGGGCUGAGACAACUGAGGCUUUGGAGGCCAGAUUCGAUUCGUUGAGGGAAUCAUUUAAGUCCGUUGUCGAUCGUGCGCCCAAAAAGCAAAGAGUCAGCCACGAGACGGAAACGCGGAAUGGCGGGCUGGAAGAUGGUAUACUUGAUAAUGUAUUCUUGGUCAUUGACCGGGAAUCAAUCGACACUGUCAUGUCGGAUACGGGCUUUGUGGAUGACAUGUGGGUUUGGGCUAUAGAUCCGGACUUUGAAAAUGCCACGAAGGAGGGAGCUCAGGAAGAAUUCAGGGGAUAUAUGCGGGUCCGUCUUCAACAGCUAGUCAAUAACUUCUUUGAGCAACGGUAUUUCCACGCCGAGGAGCAGCCAUUGUCUAGCUUAUGGAAAGCCGCUACGACAAGUAAGAAUAGGGCGUUUGUGUCUGUUAAAGAAGAUGAGGCUGAUCUCUGGACUGGUAAUAGAAGUAUUGGGAGUGGCUUGAGACCAUGAAAAAUGGGCGAAAUGAGUUAUUAUUUGUUCUAGCAGAUAUCAUAUCCAUGGGUGCCGUUGACGAAAUACUAAUUCGAUGAAGCUGUCAACAAUGUGCUGUACAAACUUAAGAUUAAAAAUCACGUUCUAAUGAGCCACAAGGAAAUCAUGAAUGGCGUACGAAUACUGCUGGGAAGGUUGGGAAGGUUCGAGGGACAUGGUGGGGGUAUUCAGGAACCCCACCACCCCGAAAACCAGGGCUUAUCUAGAUCUUUUUCAACAAUACAAC
This is a messenger RNA of Annulohypoxylon maeteangense, 1695 nucleotides long. RefSeq lists its product as uncharacterized. The record is from RefSeq and is a predicted model, not a curated record. Lineage: Eukaryota; Fungi; Ascomycota; Sordariomycetes; Xylariales; Hypoxylaceae. The transcript has a single exon. The coding region runs from base 207 to 1427 and encodes 406 amino acids.